AUGGGUGGUGGCACUUUUGACGUCUCCAUUUUGACAAUCACGGAUACCGUCUUCGAGGUGAAGGCAACAGCUGGAGAUCCUCACCUGGGUGGGGAGGAUUUCGACAAUCGCAUGCUGAGCUACUGCAUUUCGGAGUUCCGCCGGAAGCACAAGUCGGAUCCGACCCGGAAUCAGAGAGCACUACGUCGACUUCGGACCCAGUGCGAGCGCGCAAAGCGGCAGCUGUCCACACAGACAUCCGUGACAAUAGAGAUUGACUCCCUGCACGAGGGCGUCGACUUCAGUAUGCGGCUUUCCCGUGCAAAAUUCGAAGAGCUUUGCAUGGAUUACUUCAAGAAGGCAAUGGAGCCUGUCUCACAGUGCUUGGCAGACAGCAGUCUGCCAAAGUCGCAGAUCUCCGACGUAGUGCUCGUAGGUGGCUCCACUCGCAUCCCCAAAGUUCAAGAGUUGAUCAGCGCCUUCUUCAACGGCAAGCAUCUCUGCAAGGAGAUCAACCCGGAUGAAGCGGUAGCAUAUGGAGCAGCUGUUCAGGCAGCGAUUGUUUCGGGUACCGGAACAGAGGAGGUCGAGAACAUGCUGCUCCUCGACGUGGCACCUUUGUCCUUAGGCAUCGAGAUGGCGGGUGGCAUGAUGCAAAAACUCAUCGAGCGAAACAGCACGAUCCCGACCAACAAGAGCCAGGACUUCACCACCGCAGAGGAUUAUCAGGAUCACGUGGAGAUCAAGGUCUACGAGGGCGAGCGAGCCAUGGUCAAAGACAACAACUACCUUGGCAAGUUCGUUCUCACCGGCCUCCCAAAGACUUUGAGGGGCGUGCCGAAGAUCAAGGUUACCUUCAACGUCGACUCGAACGGAAUCUUGGAAGUGACUGCAGAGGACAUGAAGACGCAUCGGAAGGGAGAGAUCCAGAUCACCAAUGAGAAAGGUCGUCUGUCUCAGCGCGAGAUCGAGCGCAUGCUUCAGGAUGCAGAACAGCACAAGGAUGAAGACGAUUUGGCAAGAGGCGAGAUCAUGGCCAGAGAGUCCCUGACCGUGUACAUGCGGCGGACGAGGAAGGCCAUGGAAGACAUAGAUGCCGAGAAGAUCCUGCGACGAGACAAAGAACGCCUUGAGAAAAAGAUGGAGGAGGUCGAUAUCUGGCUAGACGAAUUCUCGAUGAAGGCUACGAAGGAAGAGUUCGAAGCCAAACAGCGGGAGCUUGAAGCCGCCAUGAAUACCAUCAUGUUGAAAAUCAACAGGACACUGGCCACAUUCUCGUUGUGUGCUUCUGCUCUUCUCUAA
Symbiodinium necroappetens is the source of this 1281-nucleotide messenger RNA. NCBI's taxonomy places the organism in Eukaryota, Dinophyceae, Suessiales, Symbiodiniaceae. The record is from the annotation of a GenBank genome assembly.